AUGUUGAUUCUUUUCAGAUAUGGGAAUAAUGACUUAAAACAACCUGAGAUUGUAAUCAUGAAGGCGAAAAACCGCUAUCUCAUACUUUUUUUCACACUUAUUCUCUUUCUCUCCUUUCUGUAUAUUUUGAUGAAGGUUCGAAAAAAAGUGACAAAAAUUCAGCCUUUUCAACACAACACUUUUUUAUCAAUAGAGGAUUUAGAGGAAUUAGAGUCCCGUGUGGACCAGGUGGAAGACAUGAAUCCUACCUUGUGCAGGAUGGAGACAUGCUUCAACUUUACUAGAUGUAGUCAAUCCUUUAAGGUUCGAUUUAUUUUCAAGGAAUCUAGUUUUUACACUGCGGAAGCAGACGAGGCUUGUCUCUUUGUUCUCUCCUUGGACACGCUAGACAGAGAUCCUUUGUCACAGGACUUUAUUCGUAACAUGCAGUUCAGAGUUGAAGCUUUGCCUUACUGGAAUGGAGGAGAAAACCACUUAAUCUUUAAUCUUUACUCUGGCACCUGGCCCCACUAUACUGAGGAUCUAGGAUUUAAUAUUGGAAAGGCUAUCCUGGCGAAAGCUAGUAUUGCUGUAGAGAACUAUAGACCUAGAUUUGAUAUCUCACUUCCACUCUUUCAUAGAACACAUCCUGAAAAAGGUGGGGAGCCUGGUUUUGUGAAAUCAACUAAUUUUCCUGGAGUUCAUAAAUACUUCCUGGCAUUUAAAGGUAAGAGAUACGUGCAUGGUAUAGGGAGUGAGGUGAGGAACUCCUUGUACCACCUGCACAACGGGAAGGACGUGGCCCUGGUCACCACCUGUAAACAUGGGAAAAACUGGAAGGAGAUGCAGGACGACAGAUGUGAGAUGGAUAACGAUGAAUAUGAUAAAUGGGAUUACAAUCAGCUUCUAGCAAACUCAACCUUCUGCCUGGUUCCCAGGGGUAGGAGGUUGGGCUCCUUCAGGUUCCUGGAGACUCUCCAGGCCGGUUGUGUACCUGUCCUCCUAUCCAACAGCUGGCAAUUGCCCUUUGGUGAGGUCAUAGAUUGGACGUUAGCCACAAUAUCUAUUGAUGAACGUCAGCUGCUCCAGGUCCCAGAGAUACUUAGGAUGGUCAGCCAACCACAGAUUUUUAAACUUCGUCAACAGACCCAGAUAGUCUGGGAUCAAUACCUCUCCAGUGUUCGAAGUAUCAUGUUAACAACAUUGGAGAUCAUUAGACAGAGGAUCAAUCUUCAUUCUGCCUCUUCUCUUCAAGUUUGGAAUUCCCGUCCUGGUAUAUUCUUUACUAAGAGGGAGGAGGAUGAAGGAUCGGAUAGAGUCUGUAUGGUUAUUAGUACUGUCAGUGAGACUCCUGUAUCGAGUUCCAGAUCUCCAAUCCUGAGGAUAAUUCAAUCAGCUUCUCAGACAGGGUUCAUCAGAGAAUCCUUAGUCCUUUGGAGCAGUAACUCAACCCCACCCCCUUUGGAGGACUGGUACAGGUUUAGUUCUAGUAAUCCAGGGAAACUAAAUAUUAGAAUAAUUCAAACUAAUGGAACAAAAUUGGACAAAUUUAAGGUAGCAUCCCAAUGUAAGAGUUCUACAGUAUUUGCUGUUGAUGACGAUAUAACUAUUGCCCGCGAAGAAAUAGUAUUUGCCUAUACUGUGUUUAAGGAUUUCGAUGAUCGUUUGGUUGGAUUUACUCCUCGUGUUCACUACUGGGACGGAGAUACACAACGCUGGAAAUAUUCAUCCAGACCUUCCAGUUCAUUCAGUAUAAUCAACACGAACGCGGCAUUAUUUCACAAGAAGUACGCGGAAAUUUUCCAUUCAUAUCUUCCCCGGAAGAUGAUCAAGUUUCUUUCAGAUUUUCCUCAUUGUGAGGAUAUUCUCUUCAAUUUCCUGAUCUCACAAAUCACCAAGAAGGCCCCGGUGAAAGUGACUCAACGAAAACGUUUAUCCUCCAGUAAAAUUGAGGACAGAGGUCGAAUGAUAAGAGAGUUUGAUGAAAAACAGAGUUGUAUGAUGAGAUUUUUCGAAGAUUUUGGUGAGAUGGCUUUGGUUGUUAGUCAGGCACGGUUUGAUCCGGUCCUUUUUAAGGAUAAUGUGUCGAAUUUGAGAAAGAAGUAUAGAAAAAUUGAAACUCUUGACUAGCAGCUCCCUCGUUCAAUUCAUGAGCAUUAAAUAAAGAGCUUCUGGAAACCCUUGGUCGGGGAUUCACUUAUGUUUUAUGUUAAAACAGAUUUUAGCAAAAAAAAGAAAAAUCAAAGUUAUGAUCUCAGCUUUGUAAAGCCUAAAACGUAAAUAGGAAAAAUUUAAAGUUUUUGUAUAUUUAUGUAUACAAUGUAUGUAAUGUGUAACUUAAAGCAUGCAUUGACAACAAUUAACGAUAAUUGAUAUUUAUUCCUUGAGGAGUCUCAAUGAUCACUUUACAUUUAACAGAUAUUAACAAAUGUCUUCCUGUCUGCAUUAAAUAACGAAUCAAAGCUAAUGUAAUUUAAAUUCCAUCUAAAGGAGGACCGCAAACUUUUUGCCAUUCUUUGGUUUCUUUAUUUACUUAUCCAGUUUCAAUUAUUUUCGGACAUAAAUUUUGUUUUUUCCAUUGUAAAAUGACCUUUGUGGAUUCUGAGACAUUUUUUAUUGUUCUCGCAACAGUUUUUUGCACUUGUCUUAACUCCUUAAUUAAAAGUGAAAAAAUUUAAUAGUAAAAGACUGCACUUCAGGUCUGCCUUAGUAAAAAUAUUUCAAAAGGAGGAUCUUCCUUAUACCCUGUUUUUAUUCUGAUUUAGGUCUUUGAUAGAAGGUUUAAAAUUAUUAAUCGAGAUUUUAGGAUUGUGAAUCAAAUUUUUUUAAUAAUUUAAAAAAUCUAACCAAAAAUUACAUAUAUAUUAUAUAUUUGUGUUUAGAAGUCAGGCGUGCAAAUAAACAUUCAGCAAGGGCAAAGAUUUUUCAUAUAGAACGAACACUUUUUUCACCCCNCCCCCCCGCCCUAAACAUUUUCAAGGGGGACCAGAAAAAUGUGUAUUAUACUCAACAAAGAAAAAACUACCUUGCCAAUUCAGGAUAUUUAGGAGGCAAAUAUGUGUGGGCCUUGCCCCUAUUCCCCCCCCACCACCAACUAGUUGCGAGCCUGGUAGAAGUAUAUGCUUUAAAGAAUUAACCUGCAGUAUAAACAAUAUUUAAACUGCCAUUUUCAAUGAUUUUUAUAAUUUUCAUGAAAAACUUCCUGUCUAUGCCAUAAAUAGUGCAUGCAUUAACUAACCCUGUGAUAUUUGAAAUUUGUUAAUUUAUGAAAUAAAUAAAUAAAUUGGAA
Eurytemora carolleeae is the source of this 3268-nucleotide messenger RNA. RefSeq names its product exostosin-1b. The record is from RefSeq and is a predicted model, not a curated record. Gene Ontology annotation, cellular component: membrane. Gene Ontology annotation, molecular function: glycosyltransferase activity. Lineage: Eukaryota; Metazoa; Arthropoda; Copepoda; Calanoida; Temoridae. The transcript is spliced from 20 exons. Bases 1 to 2109 code for a protein of 702 amino acids.